AAUAAACAUCUGAUCUGACCUGCUGAGUUCUGAAGUCUGCGUGUGAGCCUGGCGCGGGUAUAGGGGGAAGGAAGCAGAGGCCUUGGAUCAGGACUUGGGGGCCGGGCUCACACGCCCAUGUAUACGUGUGCAGAUGGAGGCCAGAGGAGACCCAAGGGAGUUUUUCCCAAACAGGAAGGGACACCCAACCCCACGUGCUUAAGUUUUAAUAAGCUCCGCCUCCUUCCUCAAGCCCUGCACCUGCCCUCCUGCCUCCGGCGGUCUUCCCAAAGCCAGGCUUUAUCCGCUCUCCACCCCCGCCCUGGAUGGAACCUGCCCUCGCUAAAGGCCUUGACCUCUGGUCUCUGCUCCAGCGCCCUCUGUCUAGUCUAGAGCUCUUAACUGUCUCCUGUCCGAGUUCCUCCCUUCCCUCCAGCGGGACUACUAGCUCCAUUUCACAAAUGAGGAAACUGAGGUUCGGCUCGGCCAUAUCACUUGCUCUAGGGUCCUCAGGGCUGGCCAACCCCACAGCCCAGGUUCUUGGCUACCACUGAACAGCUGCCUUCUUGCCAGGGUCCACUCCUUUUGGAGAAACAAAGCACACAGUAGGAGUUUCCCAAGACUCAGUCCCGGAAUGGAGGGAGGGCAGGAGAUGUAAGGUCUCGGCUCCAGUUCACGGAGGAGAUAAAAUGCAGGCAGGUGGGGUGUCUCAUGCGCUCCCACCUCCGUUCGCAUGCCCAUCUCUCCAUUUUCUCCCAUCUAAACGGUUCUCUUCGGCCGCAAACGCGGAGCCACGCCCCCAUCUGUUUCUGCCUCCGCGCGGUGCUUUCUGACCCCAGCGGCCUCCGUAACCCCGCCUACCAGGGAAACGGGCCCGGAACGCCGACACCGCCCUCGCCGGCAUGAAGCCUCCGCAGCGGCGGCGAGCGGCCCCGGCGCGCUACCUGGGUGAGGUGACCGGCCCCGCGGCCUGGAGCGCCCGCGAGAAGCGGCAGCUGCUACGACUACUGCAGGCGCGGCAGGGCCAGCCGGAGCCGGACGCCGCUGAGCUGGCCCGGGAGCUGCCGGGCCGCAGCGAGGCGGAGAUCCGGGACUUCCUGCGGCAGCUCAAGGGCCGCGUGGUCCGGGAGGCCAUUCAGAGGGUGCAUCCCGGUGGCCCGCAGGGUCCGAGGCGCCGGGAAACACAGACCCCGGCCCCCAUCGAGGUAUGGAUGGAUCUGGCUGAGAAGAUAACAGGCCCGCUGGAGGAGGCCCUGACUGUGGCUUUCUCACAGGUACUCACCAUCGCGGCCACCGAGCCCGUCAGCCUCCUGCACUCCAAGCCCCCCAAGCCCACACAGGCGCGUGGGAAGCUACUGCUGCUCAGUGCCCCUGGAGGGCGGGAGGACUCCAGCCCGGACACCGCGGGCCCCGCCCCUAAGGCGAAUGGCCCCGCCCCCGAGGCACCUUCUGCAUCCCUGGCUGAGCCCUCGGUGGAAGGGGACUUCUCCGUGGACUUUGAGAAGAUCUACAAGUAUCUGUCGUCUGUCUCCCGCAGCUGCCAUGGCCCUGAGCUUUCUGCAGCUGAGGCAGCGGUGGUCCUCGACCUGCUCUUGGCACUUCCCGAGGAGCUCCUCCGCCUGCCCUGCAAUGCCCUGGUUAAACACAUGUCGGAUAUGUACGUGCACCUGACAGGCCCUCAGCCGGACCCAGCCAUGGAGGGCCUGGCGCCCGGAGCUGAGGAUGCCGGGACAAGCUCCCAGGGGCGAGAGGAGGCCAGCCAGGCCGUGCCCCUGGCUCCGGAGAAUGCCGGGCCCAGUGAACCAAGGUCUGCUUGGCAAGCAGCUGGGAUCUGCCCCCUGAACCCAUUCCUGGUGCCCCUGGAAUUUCUGGGCCAGGCAGCCAGCCCUGCGAGGUGAAGGCCUGGCAGGUGGAAGACACACCAGACAUUUGUGAGCCCCCUGGCCCUCCGUCCUGCCCGGGCUGGUCCUGGGUUGUCAGGAGGACCCAGCCACGGUGGAAGGUCCCUGACAUGGUGGGCAGCAGGGGGUGGCCUUGAAGAGGACCGACACGGCAGGGGUCCCUGAAACAGAAGCACAGUUGCACAGGGGUUUGGCCAUGGAACUGAGGUGGGGGCAGCCAGUCCCCCUCCCCCCAGCUCCUGUCCCUUCCAACAUUCUGUAUCCUAUGUCCUGUGAGUAAAGUUCUUGCCAA
Zalophus californianus (California sea lion) is the source of this 2172-nucleotide messenger RNA. It is a transcript of the gene SNAPC2, whose product is annotated as small nuclear RNA activating complex polypeptide 2. Gene Ontology annotation, cellular component: nuclear body. Bases 882 to 1877 code for a protein of 331 amino acids. Lineage: Eukaryota; Metazoa; Chordata; Mammalia; Carnivora; Otariidae. Gene Ontology annotation, molecular function: RNA polymerase II general transcription initiation factor activity. The transcript is spliced from 5 exons. The record is from RefSeq and is a predicted model, not a curated record. Gene Ontology annotation, biological process: snRNA transcription.